CGCAAAUACCUUAACCUCAAACCAAAAUAUAAACAAACUUGAACCUUCUCAUUUUUGCAUUUUGCUACAAAAUAUCUAGAAAAUCAAAUGGCAGACGAUAGUAAGUUUUCUCUUAGUGCAUGGGAAGACGAUUUAGAGGAUAUCGAUUCAUCCCGAAAUCCUACAGAAAUCCUUCAAAGACAGUUCCUGGAAGCUGCAGAAAAUGGUGAUCUACAAACCAUUAAAACACUCCUAGACCAAGACCCGGAUCUCAUAAAUACCACUGACAAAGACAAAUAUACAGCACUGCACAGAGCUUGUUAUAGUGGCCAUUUAGAAGUAGUGAAAUAUCUUGUAAAAAAUGGAGCCGAUAUUGGAGCCAAAACAGAAAUGCAGUGGGAACCUUUGCACUCUUGUUGCCAGUGGAGUCACGUGGGAUGUGCGGCUUUUCUAAUACAAUGUGGAGCUAAUGUCAAUGCUUUAUCAGAAGGAGGUCAGACUCCUUUGCAUAUAGCUGCUACGCAUGGGAAAAACUAUGAUACAGUUCAGUUACUUUUAAUGCACCCUUACAUAAAUCCUUCUCUGAAAAAUAAUAGUGGGGAAACGGCAACUGAUUUAGCUAGGAGAAGUUCAAAGUAUUAUAACAUUUUUGAUAUGGUUGAUCCAGUUUUGGACUCUAAAAGUCUUGAAUUGCUCAAACCUAAAAAUUAAAAGGUAAUCUCUCGGGUAAUCUAUCAAUUUUCAGCAGCCAGUGAUAAAGAUCUUGACAUAGCAAAUCGAUUAAGAUAAAAUUUACUUUUUCUAUGAUCUUUGGUGUGAUUUUGCAUUGUAACAUUUGUAACCUUUUAAGUUUAAGUUCAAAGCUACUCUGUUUAAAUUAUAAAGUAAUUAUUAUCA
This is a messenger RNA of Ceutorhynchus assimilis (cabbage seed weevil), 876 nucleotides long. Lineage: Eukaryota; Metazoa; Arthropoda; Insecta; Coleoptera; Curculionidae. The record is from the annotation of a GenBank genome assembly.